AGGGCCGAGAGGCAGUUGAAACAUAAACGCAGCAUUAGUGAUCUCGCCAUUCGUCCGAAGCCGAAGAAGGACACACUCAAAGACAAGGACUUGAAGGAGCUGGUCCGCCUUUGCGGGUUGAGUAACUUGUACUUACCUCCAGAAUAUGCCCCUGGUAGUCUUGCGGUACCAACAUGUUUUCGUGCAACGGCUCAAUAUCUGGUACAAUAUGGAUCUACUACCAGGGGGAUUUUUAGAAUUCCUGGCUCCCAAAACGUUGUCGCAGCUCUAUAUAAUUAUUACUGCACAGUGGACCAAGAAGGAGAAGUCAUCGCUGGUACUGUCCGCUGCCCAACUUUGCCUGAUCAUAUCAAAUGCGAUGUGCACGACGUUGCAUCCGCUUUCAAAAGAUUCCUAUCUGGUGUUCCAGGUGGCAUUCUUGGGUCUUUACCCUUGUUCGAGGUUUUGGUUUCUAUUCAAAACCAACUUCAUGGUGAUCCCGAGUUACCAAGAACAAAGCAGAGCAAAGUUCGGGCAAGACUCAUUGCCUUAGCAGUAGCCACUUUAAGAUCACGGUACAGACGAGAACUCAUCUGUGCUGUCUUUGGGCUUCUAUCUGUGAUAGGGCGAGCAGCAGAGACGGCACGUAGAGAAGAUGAUCGGGAAUGGCCUUUGCCUACAACCGACCUGAUGGGAUAUGGUUCCUUGGGCAUUAUCUUUGGCCCACUCCUUAUUGGGGAUAUGCUAGAUAACUACACCAUGCACCUUGCCAAUCAUCAUGGUGGUCUAGUUCUGCUUCCGGUAAGUGCCCCAAAAUCUCGAAAGGAGAAGCAGAAGAAAACCAAAAGCUCCGAAGAUGGUAUGACUUUCAAUACCCACAUCGACAAAAUCAGGAUUGCCAAUAGUAUCACGGAAAUGCUAAUCGCCUAUUGGCGAGACGUUGUCCAUCAAAUGAAGGAUCUCAAAGCGCUUACGAGAGCCGGAGCGCGUAUGAGUCUUGCUAUCGGGGUUUCGAAGAAGCCUCCUCUGCGCCCCUCGGCGUCAGAGGCGUUUACGCUACAUAAGCCAUCAGACUGGGAUAAUGGCAAGUCAAUUAUUAGACGAGUGGACAGAAGCAUGUCUCCAGCACCAACAGACCGUGAGUUUUUCCAGCUGUUUAGGAGUAUCUGUAUGCUAAUAUUUAUGUACCAACAGGACAUAAUAGCACUCUAG
This is a messenger RNA of Amorphotheca resinae ATCC 22711, 1191 nucleotides long. RefSeq lists its product as hypothetical. Gene Ontology annotation, cellular component: cytoplasm. The annotation marks the transcript as partial. Gene Ontology annotation, biological process: small GTPase-mediated signal transduction. Gene Ontology annotation, molecular function: GTPase activator activity. The transcript has 2 exons. Lineage: Eukaryota; Fungi; Ascomycota; Leotiomycetes; Helotiales; Amorphothecaceae. The record is from RefSeq and is a predicted model, not a curated record.